UGUUGCUUCUAUGUACUGUACUACUGUGCUGCGGCUGCGGCUGGCUCUUCUUUCACCAAUGCACUGACACCAACCGACAUUCGUCUCUUCUGCUGCAUAACUCCCAAACAAAGCACCAACUCAGACAUUUUCCUUUGUCUUGGAAAACAUUGAUUUGCGCAUAGCGGCUUGGAACAUGUCAACCUCCUACGGAUCCUCCAGGCGAUAUAUUUCACCUCAGCGAUCACGCCCAGACACUUCGCACAGACAUGACCACUACGAUGCCACGAGUCGAGACGACCGAUAUGAUUCGCGAUAUCGACAACAACAUCCUAGCAACUCUCAUCACCACCAUCACAUAAGCUCGUCGAACGCCUACGAGUCGGAAGCUGCAUCACGGCGCGAGCCAAGGCGGAGACGGAGUUGGCCGCCGCAGCCAUAUGUGGAAGACGAGGAAGAUGUUGUACACCGGGAGACUGGCUGGUCAAAGCGAAGGGUACGACAACACUUGAGAACUCCGGUCCCAUUCCGAGGGUCAAUAGAUCAAGAAUCUGUCCUAGAAUAUGCCCUACCACCGCCACAAGCAUCCAGCAAAGCGAGCACUGACUCGAGAGCGUCACGUUCGGACACAAACAAAACCUCCUCGACAUCGCACAGCGAAGACGAGCGGACCCGCCGGCGUCAACAGGAGCAGCAGCAGCAGCCGUCACAAAAGCCUCCAAUAAAUCUAUCGGAUGUCGUACCCGAAAUGCGCGAUCGGCGAUCAUCUCCUUAUACAUUCAGCAAGAAAGCUCAGCCCGAUACAAACAUUCUCGACCUGGAGCGGACUCGAUCGCCAGAAGCAAUUGUGUAUGCUAGUGACGCAUCCAAAAGGCCGGUCAUACGUUCUGGUCUAGGAACGGAAUCGCGACCAAUUCCUCCCGAGCCCUUGCAAAGAGCUCAUUCGACGAAAGACGAGCGAUAUCGCGGCAACCACACACAACUAUCUGACCCGGCCUACGGCAGCAGUGCGCAAUACCAACAACAACGUACGAGUGAUAAGAGCAGUGGUGAUUACCACAAACCACGGGACAGUGUAUUCGAUUCCUCCGACGCCAGGCAGUUGCCCAUUCGGGUCGAUCGUGACAAACACGACGCGAACGAAAAUUUACAACGUCAGCACGCACCCUCUCAACCCGUCAGAUCGAAUACGUCUGAUCAAGAUGCUGAGCGGAAUCGAAAUAAUGAGUUCCUCAGGAAAACGGAGAGUCUUCCUCAGCGUACCUUUGGUCUCGCAGCCGGAAGUGCAGUGUUUGCAUCGAUGAAUGAUGCGCAAAUUGAACCACACCGUCAUGCCCAUGGGGGAUUGCGCUCUAGAACUCCAGAAAUCUCCAACCCGCAUACUAAGAAGACGCCCCCUCGGUCGCCUAGAGCGAGUGGUGAUUUCUCAUCAGGUCGGUCAGCGACAGGGUCCUUAAACUCAUCGCAGUUGAGAUCUCGAGCCCCUUCGCCGGCUCUGAUCACCAAUUCCCACAUGAUCACGAGCAUGCCAUAUGUCGAAUUCGACCAGGACCCCCUACUAGCCAAUUUGUUUCCAGCGGCUCCAGAUUUACCAUAUGACCCAAUUCCCGGAAAUGCCAUCGGAGCCAGAGCUGGAGUGGCAGCCGGAAACUGGUUAUAUCGCUCGAUCUUCAGAAUUUGUGGAAUCGGAUGCGAAUCGUCUUUCCCGUGUUCAAACAGGUCCCGCAGCAACCUUUCCCCAUACUCAUUCUUUAGCGCCCAAUCCACCUUCACUGUACAGAACAACAUCUGCUGCUACUGUGACUCCACCGAUGAAUAGGACCACUUCGUAUGCGAAUGACUACGGUCGAGCUGAAGGAUACCAUUCAACGGCAAGCAGCGUUUCAUUCGUUCAACAGGACGACCGGAACACCGUCCCGCCAUCUCGCCGAGCAGAACCAAGGCAAGACGCUGGCGAAGGUGCUUCCCGACUUGAGAGGCUGGCGAGAGAUGCGAGACUCAAUCCGCCCCACUGCCCGAGGGAAUAUCACG
Dissoconium aciculare CBS 342.82 is the source of this 2010-nucleotide messenger RNA. RefSeq lists its product as uncharacterized. Lineage: Eukaryota; Fungi; Ascomycota; Dothideomycetes; Mycosphaerellales; Dissoconiaceae. The transcript is spliced from 3 exons. The record is from RefSeq and is a predicted model, not a curated record. The coding region runs from base 176 to 1798 and encodes 540 amino acids.